AUGCCAGGCGAGGUCAUUGACAAGCCAAACCCCGAACCACUUCCAUCGCAUCUCCCUGCGACGUUGGAUGACCUGAUGGUCAAACUGGACCUGGUCGCCCUCGAACAGAGCGCCUGCGAUGCGUUGAUCAAAUUCCGCCGGGCAGCCUGCUACAUUGCCGCGGCAAUGAUCUUCUUGCAAGAUAACGUGUAUCUCAAGCGGGAGCUCGUACCAGAGGACAUCAAACCUCGAUUACUCGGCAGGCUGGCCCACCCCUACAAGCCCGAUCUAUAUAGUUCUAACAUGCUGUCAAGGGAAUAUGACCUCGACAUGCUGUAUGUCGUCGGACCUGGCCACGGCGCACCGGCCAUCCUGGCGUGUCUCUGGAUUGAAGGCUCCCUCCAGAAGUUCUUCCCUCACUAUUCCCGGGAUACCCAAGGCCUGAAGCGCCUUAUUUCGACGUUCAGCACGACCGCUGGCCUUCCAAGCCACAUCAAUUCAGAAACUCCCGGCGCCAUCCACGAGGGAGGCGAACUGGGAUAUGCCCUUGCCGUCUCUUUCGGCGCAGCGAUGGAUAAUCCAAAUCUGAUUGUUGCGUGCGUGGUGGGCGAUGGGGAAGCCGAAAGCGGCCCGACAGCAACGAGCUGGCAUGCAUACAAGUAUCUCGACCCCAAAGAGUCCGGCGCCGUUCUGCCGAUUUUGCAUCUCAAUGGCUUCAAGAUCAGCGAACGGACGAUCUUCGGUUGUAUGGAUGACAGGGAACUCACGGCUUUGUUCUCGGGUUAUGGAUACCAACCUCGCUUCGUGACGGACCUCGACGAUAUCGACACGGACCUGCACCACUCGAUGAUGUGGGCCAUUGGAGAGAUCCACAAGAUCCAGAGAGCGGCCCGUUUGGGAAAACCGAUCAUCAAGCCUAGAUGGCCAAUCUUGAUAUUGCGGACACCGAAGGGAUGGUCCGGCCCCAAGAAGAUCCAUGGAAAAAUCUUAGAAGGCUCUUUCAAUUCACACCAGGUGCCCCUCCCCAAAGCGAAGAAAGACAGGGAGGAACUACGAGCGCUUCAGGAAUGGCUUUCUUCUUACGGGCCCGAAGAGCUGUUCACCGAAUCAGGAUAUGUCGUCGACGAAGUAACGACGAUCAUCCCGAAGGACGACCGGAAGAAACUCGGGCAGCGAGAGGAAGCGUACUGCACGUACUACCCGCUCGACCUGCCGGACUGGAAGGACUUCGCGGUCGAGAAGGGAUCGCAGGAGAGCACGAUGAAGGUCACGGGGCAGUUCAUCGACCAGGUGUUCGUACGGAACCCGCAUACGGUGCGACUCUUCAGCCCGGAUGAACUGGAGAGCAACAAGCUGGAUGCUGCCCUGACGCACACGGGCCGGAACUUCCAGUGGGAUCAAUACACCAAGGAGGAUGGCCGCGUUAUCGAGGUCCUGAGCGAGCACAUGUGCCAGGGUUUCAUGCAGGGCUACACGUUGACCGGCCGGACGGGGAUCUUCCCGUCUUACGAGAGUUUCCUUGGGAUCGUGCAUACCAUGAUGGUGCAAUAUAGCAAGUUCAACAAGAUGGCACGAGAGACAGGCUGGCACGGCGACAUCCCCAGCCUCAACUACAUCGAAACAAGCACCUGGACGCGCCAGGAACACAAUGGAUUCUCGCACCAGAAUCCGUCCUUCAUCGGGGCCGUGCUCAAGCUCAAGCCCUCUGCCGCGCGGGUGUAUCUGCCCCCAGAUGCCAACACAUUCCUCUGCACGCUAGCCCACUGUCUCCGAUCAAAGAACUACAUCAAUCUGAUGGUAGGCGCGAAGCAGCCGACGACGGCGUUCCUCAGCGCCGAGGAAGCAGAGAACCACUGCCGCGCGGGGGCAUCGGUGUGGAAAUUCGCCAGCACAGACGAGGGCCUAGACCCGGACGUCGUCCUCGUAGGGAUCGGCACCGAGCUCAUGUUCGAAGUCAUCUACGCGGCGGCGAUCCUGCGCCAACGCGUCCCGGAACUGCGGGUGCGGGUCAUCAACGUGACGGACAUCAUGAUCCUGGAGACGGAGGGCUCGCACCCGCACGCCCUGGCAGAAGACAGCUUCGACGCGCUCUUCACGCCGGACCGCCCCGUGCACUUCAACUACCACGGCUACUCGACCGAGCUGCAAGGGCUACUGUUCGGACGACCAAACCUCGAGCGCGCCACCAUCGCGGGGUACAUGGAGGAAGGCAGCACGACGACGCCGUUCGACAUGAUGCUCGUGAACCAGGUGUCGCGGUUCCACGUCGCAAAGGCAGCGGUCCGGGGCGCCGCGAAGCGCAAUGAGAGGGUGCGUCUGCGGCAGCAGGAGCUGCUGUCGGAGCUGAACCAUAAUAUGCUCGAGACGAGACGGUACAUUAUCCAACAUAGGAAGGGUAUGCUCCGUCGUUUUUCCAACCCUGCUGUGAUUGUUUUUCUUUCUAGCUGGCUUGUUUAUGGAAGAGGAGCUGAGCUGAGCUGA
Molecule: messenger RNA, 2460 nt
Organism: Rasamsonia emersonii CBS 393.64
Lineage: Eukaryota; Fungi; Ascomycota; Eurotiomycetes; Eurotiales; Trichocomaceae
Product: Transketolase
Exons: 7
Coding region: 1-2460 (819 amino acids)
Biological process (GO): carbohydrate metabolic process
Molecular function (GO): aldehyde-lyase activity
Source: RefSeq, a predicted model, not a curated record